Molecule: messenger RNA, 1182 nt
Organism: Drosophila kikkawai
Lineage: Eukaryota; Metazoa; Arthropoda; Insecta; Diptera; Drosophilidae
Source: RefSeq, a predicted model, not a curated record
AUGACAUUACCAAAUGGAAAGCGUUUAAUUGACUCCAAGCUGAGUCAGUUUAACUUCAACUUUCAAACGGAAUUGCAUCCAAGUUUUAGCCAACGAAUAAUGAAAGCAAUAAAAAUUCCAGUAGUACUUUUACUAUGCCUAUUAUUAACAGAGGCUACUGAUCCGGAGCCGCAGCUGGAAUUUUUGGACAAACUCUUUAAGAUAAUGAAUGAUCAGGACACAAUUGAGACAAUCAUAAUUCUCCAACACCGUCAGGAUCUAAACUGCCCUCUUCAACGCUGGAACUCACGAGAAAUACCCGUUCUGCGAUCAAACGAGCUGUCCUCCUUCGAGGUCAGGAGAAUCAUGAAAAAACAGCUUCUGGUCAUGGUCUGCAUUGAUGGCGAUUCGGAUCACAUACUCCUCAAUGCCUUGGCCAAAAUCCUGGAAAACCUUCGACAGCAAAAUGAUUCUUUUGCUCAGACGGAAUUUGUCAGUCCCUCCUCCAUAUCCUCGCUGUUGGUUGUGGUGCCUUGUUUAUAUGGCACCUUCGUGCUGGUGGAGAGCCUUGUUCUCGUGGUGACCCAUCGAAUGUAUGGCGAGUCAUAUCGCCUGACCAACUUGAAUCCGCUGUUAAAUCUACGAGCCUUUCGGGCCAUUUUGGGCCUUCCAUUUCCGGACUGCAAGCUGACUGCCAUGCUCACAAAGCCACUGCCCCUUGCAGAGGUGCGAAAUUUCGAGGAGCUUAGGGCCAGCGGAUUGACAACUAUUACGGAUGAGUAUAUUCAUUCCUUUAUUGAGAACAACAUUGAUUCGCAGUUCUUCAAUCAAUUUCUAAGCUCCACCGGAAAAAUGAAUCAUUGCACGUCAAAAGAUUUGAUUAUAGCUCGAAAUCUGCCGCGAAUGUAUGUUUUGGAGAGCAAUUCCAUCUUUAAAUGGAUGCUGAGUAGAUUUGUGAUGUACGCUCAGGAGGCGGGCAUUACCGAGCAUUGGAAUAGGUUCUGUUUUCAAUUUCUGAUUAAAGCCUUUAACUUAACUGUUCAACAAAAUGUAGGCACUCGAUAUGUUCCGUUAUCCUUGCAGCAGUUCAACUGGCUGUGGCAUCUGCUUGCAAUUGGAUAUGGUAUUGCCACAGUGGCUUUUCUUGUGGAGAUCUAUUUAAACAAGAGACGAGGUGUUGGGCAACAGAAGCACCCGGUGUGA